Molecule: messenger RNA, 2809 nt
Organism: Haliaeetus leucocephalus (bald eagle)
Lineage: Eukaryota; Metazoa; Chordata; Aves; Accipitriformes; Accipitridae
Product: lysophosphatidic acid receptor 6-like
Exons: 2
Coding region: 190-1251 (353 amino acids)
Biological process (GO): G protein-coupled receptor signaling pathway
Cellular component (GO): membrane
Molecular function (GO): oxysterol binding; G protein-coupled receptor activity
Source: RefSeq, a predicted model, not a curated record
CCGCCUUCCAUCUAAGUAUACCAAGCCCAGACCUCUGAACCACAGACCUCACCAGACGGAACUUUGCUCAGUUGUGUAGCUUUAGCUCCUGCCCACUCAAGAUGAAGUAAAACUCAAGAACCUCCUGAGGUAAGGGAUGGCUUAAGACUUUUAUCCCAUGUUGGGUAUCCCUACACUCCAGCAGAAACCAUGGCAGAUAUUUCCUGGACUGAAGGAGUCUCCAGCGAGACAGUUGCCAAUGCCAGUUCAGAAUUCAGUUUGGAAGCAGACUUCCAGUAUUCCCUGUUUACUGUCAUCUACAGCAUUGUCUUCGUGCUGGGACUGGUAGAAAAUGUCUUGGCUCUGUACCUCCUGUCCUGCAAAGUAAAGCACGCUUCUCAUUCCUACGUAUACCUCAUUAAUCUAGCUCUAGCAGACACCUUGUUUGUUUGUGUGUUGCCUUUUAAAAUUCAUUACCACCUGAAUCGGAACAAUUGGAUCUUUGGUGACAUGGCUUGUAGGAUAACUGGGACUUUGUACUAUAUCAACAUCUAUCUCAGCAUUGCCUUUUUCACCUGCAUUUGUGUCGAUCGUUACAUUGCAGUGUUGCACCCCUUCACGUACAUCCAGAUCAAAGUCAUCCAUUACGUGAUGGUGGUCACAAUCCUUUGGGUGGUCGCUCUAAGUGUCAUGGUUCCGCUUAUCCUUGGAGGUCCCCUCCACAACAGUGGUGUGAGGAACAUGACAGCAUGUUUUGAGAACUUUGCUACGAGUAGCUGGACUUAUCGCAUGGCACCUUACAACAUCCUGGCCUUAGUUUUUGGGUUUGUGAUCCCAUUUUCCAUCAUUCUGAUCAGCUAUCCUCUCAUUGCUAAGAGGAUCUCCCAGAUCAAACACAGCAUUCGCAAGAGGAAGGCCCUGAGCACUAUCUACAUCAUCUUGGUCAUUUGUAUUUUGUGCUUUCUCCCGUAUCAUCUCACUCACUUGCUCCACUUUUUAAUGAGAAUCCAGGUCAUCCAGAAUGAGUCAUUUACCAGCUUGAUCUACAAAAUGCGAAGAGUCACCUUAGCCCUAGUGAGCUUCAACUGUUGCCUUAACCCACUCUUGUACUACUUCACCUCUUCCAGCAAGCAUUGGUACUUCAACUUCAAGCUCAGAUUCAGGUCUAAAAUGGUGUACACCAUCUGUGACCAGAAAUGUGGGGAGCCCUCCUAUGUUUAUAAACUACAACAGAGACAUGGAAAUAAAAAAGACAGAGAUGGAAUCAACUGAUCUACUUAAAGUAAAACCACACAGCUUCUGAAAACUGCUGAGUUUCCCACCCUGUGAAACGCAAGACUUUGGAGAGAAAUUACCAUUUGUGGGUUAUCAGAGUCACCAGAAAACAACUGGCCUGGCUGAUAAACUGCUUAAAAGCCAAGGGUUUACUUAAAAGAAUGUGAUUUUGGUAACAGAUAUACUGUUCCUUCCCACGCUGCCCCCAAACUUUAUGAAGUGUGUACAUGCUGUUGGCCUGUAGGCAUGCAAGACUGCUGAGCAGAUGAGAACAGAAGGGAAAUUGUGAUGGGGUUUGUUUAAGAGGGAACAAGGUAUGCUGAACUGUGGCAAUGUGCUAAAUCUGUAUUUCCAUUUCCAAGUGUGCAAAAGGGAGGCUAAAAGUCACGCUUUGACCUAGCAGGCUGCAGCAGACGAUUGGAGUUCCCAGGUUAUGCGGUGCUGUUGGACUUGGAACAAGAAAGGCCAUGGACCUUAAAGGAGGGAGGGAGUAGGAUUACUGUGGCAGAAUGGUGUGUGAGGUAAAUGAUUGUGUAUCUCGAUAUGAUGUGUAACUUCUCUUUGCGUAACAAUGGAUGUUGCAGCAUCUGCCCAUAUUCGGCCAAUCUUCUGAUGGCAGCCGAUGCCAGAGUCUAUGCUCUGGUUAAGGACAGGAGGUAAGAGGUUUGGAAAAUAAGAAGCAUUGGUGUAGGGGUAUGGUGGGGUUUUGGUUUGGAGGAAAAAAAACCCAUGCAUUAUGAUGAUAAGCAAGGGUCUUGGAUUUGGGAUGCUGUAGCUAUCAGUUAAAGCCAAUCAGUCAACCACUUCAGCAAUCUGAGAUGGAUGCAGCAAGCAAACCAUGAGCAAAUCUGAAUUAUAAUAGAGCUAAAGCUUUGUAAUAGAUGGUGUUUGUGGGUGUAGUACUGCAUUUGUUAGGAUGGGCCUGACCUGCAUUAGUUACUGCUAUGUGCAGUUUGAAUUGUGUUGAAUGGAUACCUGUUACUAAUGAAGGGUCAGCUACUGACCUCUCCCUUUCUGUAUUUUGCUUUUAGCUUGGAGAAAUUUUUAAGUAUCAGUGAGAAAACCUGCUCAAACUUUUCUAAAAUAUUGAAAAUAAUGUGUGUUCUGCUUGAGUGGGCUUGGUAAGACAAGUGCAAAUCCUUGCACUUGUAAAAUGGAGAGACGAGGAGAGCCUCUGAGGGAGUAUUAGGACAAAUUAAUCUUUUACCUUUUGUAAGACUGCUAUUUUUGUCCCAUUUAUAGGCUAUGGAAACACUUCCCAGCACUGGAGGGACUAUUUUUUCCAACUAAACUAAGCACAAUUUUUAUGUUCUGGACAAAGGAAGAAAAAUUUUUAUUAGGGACUCCAUCUGCAAGUGCAGCUUUCUUGCAGCCUUGUCAGCUGUCAUUGAGGGAAGUAUGGAUAAUUUAAAAAGUUAUGCUGCUAGGUAAAUAGCACAUUUAGGGCUUUAUCUGCUUGCCUCCAUUUAUACUUUGCAUUUUAAUUGCGAAGCUUUGAAAGCUCUUUGUUUCCACUCAGCAGUGCUGAAGUUUUAAGGGAAAUGAGCUGUGGGAG